Molecule: messenger RNA, 5527 nt
Organism: Ctenopharyngodon idella (grass carp)
Lineage: Eukaryota; Metazoa; Chordata; Actinopteri; Cypriniformes; Xenocyprididae
Product: sterile alpha motif domain-containing protein 9-like
Exons: 3
Coding region: 1857-3377 (506 amino acids)
Cellular component (GO): cytoplasm
Molecular function (GO): protein binding
Source: RefSeq, a predicted model, not a curated record
CAUGAUAAUGACAGCAUGGCAGAUGUAGUACAUCCAGAUUACAUUCAUAUUUCACACAUUCAUACUAUAUAGAACCUUUUUAGCGGUUGCAAAGUAAUUACUUAUUCAAAAUAGGUACCUUUUUAAGAGAGUAUGCGAAUUUGGACACAGGCAAUAUGGCAAAACCUAUAAAUGGCUCCUACAAAACCAGCCCCUAAUUGUAUUUGGCUUACCACAAAACAAUUAUCAGUAUUUAUCAAAUGAAGCCUCAAUAUAAUUAAAGGAAAUAACUUAUCUCUUUUGUUAUUGAUUGGAGGGAUGAGGGUAUCAUUCUGUAUUCUCCAAGAGUAAACUUAUCUUAAUUACAGGCCUUUAUAGGAUACUGUUUUGAGCCUUUACUUUGACGGUUCGUACUAGUCCAUUGUGAUCAUGGGGAGUCACAUGGGGCAGUGGAAUCUAGGGGUCAGUGGGGCACAACCUAACACGGGGCUAGUUGUAACACACAUGGCAGAAGAGUGUCCACACAUGCCAGCGCGACAAAACUUAGUGUAUUUACUAGUUGCCAUAUCAACACUAUAUAGAGAAAAAAUUGUGCCAAAAUGAAAAAAUCUUUGGAAGUUAUCACUGAACAUUUAUUUAACCAUAGCAAAAGUAAAUUUGUUACUGAAAUUAAGUUUUCAUCUCAGUUUUUAGUGUUUAUAUAAAAUUAGAAAAAUCUGCCAUUAUCUGCCAUUAUCCAAUCUGUUAUUUAGCCGGUUAGAUAGGUCUUUAAUGCUUUUCUAACCAGCAGAAAACACUAGCCGGGUUUAAAUCCCAGUUGCACAGAUGGGGCAUGUUGUAACGCUGCGUUACAAUGUGCCCCGCUAUUAGAAUUAUGCUAUUCUAUGAUGUUAGCGAUAUAAUUCACAUUAACAACUUUUAUGAAUUCUAUUGAAAACCAUGAGAAAGUGGUGAAUAAAGACUAAGAGUCAAUAUUCAAAAAUUAUUAAUUAUUAUUAUGUUUUGAACUAUGCUAUAAAGCUGUAUUUUGCGGUAUGUUCAUUGUCAAAAAUUUGUUUAUUUUUAAUUAUUAAAAAAUGCCAUUUUAUAUGAAAAAUUUUAUAAUUGUAUUUUAUUGACAUAUUUUAAUUUGUCUUGUAUAUUUUUUUUGAUUAGAUCAGAUACAUUUUAAGCUGUCAUAUGGUCGUGUUACAGUGUGCCCCUCACAUGUUACAACAUGCACCACCUAUGUGGCAUGUUGUCAUAUUUCACUUCCAUUCUUUCGGGGUAAAUUAAGUGAAUUUACACAAACUGAGAAAGUCAGAAAGUGUUAGGUUGUGGCCUGCUCUCCCCUAACACUACAUCACCAACUGCAAAGUUCUCUCUUCUUUUGUUUCAUUUUUGCCUUACUUGCAUUAUGGUAAGUAUUCAUGGAUCCAACACUUCCAAAAAUGUCAGCAAGGUACUUUUUAGUGGAUCUAAUCAGCAGCUCCCACACCCCUCCAUGGUGAAAAACUCCAUUCUACCUCAUGAUGAAAUAAAACCUUUUGACUACGAUCUUGACUGAGGGCAGUUAGAGCCUCUCUCAAUUCUCUUUCCACACCCACAAGAUUUGUUCCGAAAUCAGACCUUAUGUGACCUUAUUACUUGGCCUCUUCUUUAGAUAAAGCAUCUGAUGGCUUGAAUGCAAGAGUCAGUGUCAAAUGAAUGCGCAACUUCUUGAUGAACAGCUCUGGAUGUCAUACAUGUGAACAAUACUCCAUACCAUUUCAAUGCAGUUUGUCCUUCUCUGCGUCAAGCAGCUGAGAAACAAUUAUAACUCUUUCAGUAGGCUACUGGGUGAAUAUCAUACUGAUGUCUCAAAGCUGACAUGGGUGGAAAGAAAUGACUGAAUAGCGAUGGAGCAAAGAGAACCAUCAGAUUCAGAAAAGCAUGCAGAAUGUUCCCCACACAACAGAACAUCAGACACGCGAACAGUGCUGAGUAAAAUGGAUGACUGGACGGAAGAGGAUGUCUAUCAAUGGCUCAUUAAUUUGAAAGUCCCUCAGAAGUAUGCUGAAAUGCUUUACAAACAGGAUGUUUCAGGAGCUGCUCUCAUUUCAUUUCAUAAACAGGACUUCCUAGAUGUUGGUUUAACACAUGGACCUGCAGUUCUAAUCGUUAAUACCGUGGCCCUGUUCAAAACAUCCUCAGAAAACUUCAAGCACAGUGUCAUACCAAAGGACACAGAUGCAUCAGUAAGGACCUCUGUAAUACAGCAUUUUCAGCCAGAAAAAGCAGCAGCUGAAAGUCCUACCAUUGGACCUGCUGAACUGGAGACACCCACACACUUCAGCAUUGAAGAAAAUAUGGGUGGUGAAUCAAGUGUGCAGAGAUGGUCAGAGGACAUACCCAAAAAUACAAGCAGUGGAGGGGAGUUCUUCUAUGAUAUAUCAACUCUUCAAGACAAGAACGAUCUACUACUGGAGGAACGGGAUGAUGGCAUGUGCACAAAAGGGGCAAGUGGUGCACAAUCCCUGGCUUUACCUUUGACACAAUGCACAAAUAAUGUGGGGAAUGAGACAAAAGAACACCUGAGUAACUCAGUGGACAACUCAAAAAGUUCUGUAUUUUGUUGGUGUAAGCCCCGCCCCUUUGAUAAAAGCAGCACAACAUUUGUAUACGUACAAAAUGAUAUACUGCCACCUGAGACUGGUCCAAGCAAUCUUAUUGACCCUCUGCAUGAGUACAAGCUCAUGACAAACACAGAAAAAGCUUCAGAAAAGGAUGUCUUCAAAAAAUUCAGAGAUGACACAUGUUGGUUUGCUGCAGCAUGUAUGAAUUCUCGAACAAAUGGAACUAUCCAUUUUGGUGUUGGAGAUGAGCCACUGUACAAACAUGGACAAAUUAUUGGACUAGAAGUGCCAUCUCAGAGCAAAUAUAUUAAUGCAUUUGAAAAGGGUCUGAAGGAGCACUUCAAAGAAAAUACUAAUAUUGCAAUGGCGUGCAUUAGGCCCCCCAAGUUUGUUAAGGUAAAAUGUCCAGACAACAAAGACAGGUGGGUUAUUGAGAUUGAUGUUGUCCCAAAGUAUAAAUUAACUGGUAAGAAACUUUUUUACACUACAUUAGACAAGAAGAAAAGGAAGUCCAAAUGCCUUUUCAUUCGUUCUGGUGCAAGCACCAUUAAUUAUUUACCAGAAAAUAAUCCUAAAAUGUAUAAGAAAAACAAUAAGACAUUAAAACUUGAUUUGGAAUUAUGGGUUUCAUCCAGACAGUUAGCUGAAGACCACGGCCCUGUCCCACACUUCAUAUGCACUUACGGUGAUCAUGAAGUCCACGAGACUGUGCUCGCAAGCAGUCGGUAUGCGCCCUCGAUGCACACUUUUGCCAAGUCUGCACUAAAGCGGCAGACUUCUUCUCGACAGUCAAAGCGGCGUUGAGUCACGAAAGUGCAGACUCAUAGGAAGACCGCAAGUGUUUAGGGUGCCAUUUAGGACAGGGCCCAUAGCUUAAGGCCGUGUGUCCACCAAAGUGUUUUUCCUGAGGUCAGCAUAUUGUUUUAAGUGUUUGCAAUCAGAGCAUAUUUUAGAAAAUCAGCAGCGUAACAAGGCACUCAGUGUCUAUUCCGCACUGUAUGUACUCUGUGCUUGGCUUUUUUUCCCCCUGGUUGCCAAGAGUUGAAAAAUGUUAAAAGUUGGGUAUUGUUGGCUGUUGUAUGCUCACACUUGCAGUCUGUUCUUAAAAUACACAAAACCCUUCCAAUAUAUUUUACUGUCCCAUUUGUAGUUUUUGUAUGGUCUUUUGUAAUAACUCUUUUGUUAUUAUUGUUAUUUGUCAGUUAUUUACUUAUUGACGGAGGCCUAUAUCAAGUGAUGCACAGUGCACUCUGCACAGACGUAAUUUAUUAUGUACAGUAUAGAAACACAUGGUGUAUUUUUUUAUGUUCAAAUAGUAAGAGUAGGUUGGCUAGGGACUUUAUUUGAGCUUUCCUGAGCUAGAGGAGUUUUUUGUCAUAUAUAUAUAUCAUAUAUAUAUAUAUGUAUAUUUAAUAUAUUUAUAACUUAUUAAUAUAUUUAUUAUUGUACUGUACCUCCAAUGUUCACUGUCAUUUUUGUCCUAGCACAUAUAUAAUAAUUUACACAAUUUUUUUGUUACUCUCCUUAAACCCUAAAUUGACCUACUCGUAACACUGUCAAGCACACAUCAGAUUGUGGACAGAUGGGUAAGCGCACCUGUGAGUGAGACCACUAAAUGGGUUUAACAGCCUACGCUGCUGAAAAAAAUCCAACACAGACCAACAUGAGUUCAGUGUUGGUCCAGGCUGGUUUAUGCUGGUGUAGCUGAUGGACCAGUUUAGACUGAGCUGUUCUCAAGCUAAAUGGAGCUGGUGAAGCUGGGUUACCAGCAUGGUCUUUCUGGUGAAGGUGGUUGACCAAGCUGAGUUGAGUGUGAUUAUAGUUGACAUACAAGCAGCAUUGUCAUCUGAAGUUUUGAAUGACAAAAAAAAAAAAGUUUGUGAAUGAAUGCUGCGAUACGUCAACGAAACUGCUCUAUAAACACAUACAAGUAAAUGAAGGGCUGCGACUAUUCUGGACAAAAAGUGGAAUAAUGUUUACAUUUCUCAACUGAUUUCAACAGUUUAUGAUCUGUGUGGAGUACAGAAAGUUCUGUCUCCAAUUAUUCAGAAUCUCACUAGUUAGAACUUGAAAAUCAUUCAUUGUCAUAAGGAUUGUGAAAACUCGCAUGUCAAGUGUUGAUUACAUUUAUUUUUCUUGGUUAAUAGUUGUGGAGACGUCCCUAAUGUAAUACAUGAAAUGUACACCUAGUUUUUAUUGUUGAAAUGGCUUUUUCUGUCUUCAACACCAUAAUUUUUAGCUUUUUUUCGAGUCAUGUCACAGGACAAUUUUGAAUGAAUGUGAAGAUUAUUUGCAGCUCAAAACCUUAUUUAUCUGAAGCAUUUAUCUUAAGGCCCUUCUGGUUUUUAUAUGUCUAUAUGGGUUGCCUUAUAACCUUAGGCUAUGCUUGCAGUUUAACACAAAUGUUUUUUAUUUUUCAUGCCACAACAAUAAAUGUCUUUAUAUAAAUUUUAUAAUAUAGUAAAAAAAGACAUAAAGUCUCUUCGUUUUAAAUGGACAGCAUUAUAUUUAAGUCUUGCAACUUGAAAAAUGUGUUUUAUUGGUGUCUAAAAAGGUUAAACAUUUAAUUAUAAGUAUUUCACAGAUUUACUGUCAGUACACAAUAGUUAUAGUAUAGAAAUGAACUAAAUGCAUUUAUUUCCAUUCAAAUGGAUGGAAACAGAAUCACUGGGCUUAAAAUAUUCUUUAUCUGUGUACAGCUAGGACAUGACUUCCAGAAGAAGACAACAAACAAUAAAUAUCAUGUUCAUUGUAUUUGCAAGUUAUUAGCUAAUCAGUCCUAAAGAUAAAUACACAGACUCAACCUAAUUCAAGCCAACUGGUAAAGAGCUACUGUGCCUCAAAUCAAAAAUCACCAGAAGUCUUUCUGAAAAGUAUGUGCUUUUGUCAGACAGCAAAACUUGUUAUUCCUGUUAUGCAGUACCUGUUUUAAUAAAUACAAUGAACUCUCUUUA